AUGGACUCUCCAAGAGGCUCACACUUGGACAAUGGCAAGUCCCCAACUCCACCUGUUGGCUUCCGCCCCCAGAACGGUGGUAUUAUCAAGGUGCAGCCACCACGACGAGAAGAUCUACAACCCUCGUACGCCCAAACUCUCCAGGGCGACGAGGAGGGCGCAGUCCAAGGCUGGUAUGGAUCGAUGAUCAAUUCCCUCGGUUCCUGCAUCGGUUUCCUCGGUGCUAUUCCAUGCUGUGUCUGUUGCCCUAACCCCUACAAGCCUGUGUCGCAAGGCAAUGUGGGCCUGGUCACCAAGUUUGGUCGCUUCUCCCGCGCCGUCGAUCCUGGCUUGGUCAAGAUCAACCCUCUGUCUGAGAGACUCAUCCAAGUCGAUGUCAAGAUUCAGAUCGUCGAGGUUCCUCGUCAAGUUUGCAUGACAAAAGACAAUGUCACACUCAACUUGACCUCGGUCAUCUACUAUCAUAUCACAUCUCCUCACAAGGCGGCCUUUGGUAUUUCCAAUAUCCGUCAAGCGCUGGUAGAACGAACCCAGACCACCUUGCGACACGUCGUCGGUGCGCGUGUCUUGCAAGAUGUGAUCGAACGCCGUGAGGAGCUUGCCCAGUCCAUCGGUGAGAUCAUCGAGGAUGUGGCGUCCGGUUGGGGUGUCCAGGUUGAGUCGAUGCUCAUCAAAGACAUCAUCUUCAGCAACGACCUACAAGACUCGCUCUCCAUGGCCGCCCAGUCCAAGAGAAUUGGUGAAUCCAAGGUCAUUGCUGCUCGCGCCGAAGUCGAAUCAGCCAAACUUAUGAGACAAGCUGCCGAUAUCUUGAGCUCUGCACCAGCCAUGCAAAUCAGAUAUCUCGAAGCCAUGCAAGCUAUGGCCAAGACUGCCAACAGCAAAGUCAUUUUCUUACCGGCCAACAAUCAGACUGUUUCUCCAGAAAUGAUGAAUGCAGUUCAUCAGCCAAGCACCGGUGGAGAACCGAGUGGUUACAACUCGAAACAAAACACUGGUGGAAAUUCUUUCAGUAUGGGAGCCAAUGAUGGAUUCCAGCAGGCUAUGAAUGCCAGGGUCAUUGAGAAUAUCUGA
Messenger RNA from Exophiala xenobiotica, 1074 nucleotides. RefSeq lists its product as uncharacterized. The transcript has 2 exons. NCBI's taxonomy places the organism in Eukaryota, Fungi, Ascomycota, Eurotiomycetes, Chaetothyriales, Herpotrichiellaceae. Gene Ontology annotation, cellular component: plasma membrane. Bases 1 to 1074 code for a protein of 357 amino acids. The record is from RefSeq and is a predicted model, not a curated record.